AUGUCAGCAAGACCAUCAACUUCAUCGUCCCAUUUACCACUCCCACCCAGUAUACCACCCGCGUUGCAUUUCUUGGCUAACCCCGCACCGGUACUCAUCGAUUCAGGAUUACCGAAUUACCUCUUACCGAACGUGCUGAACCUCUUGAGAGAUUCUUCUGCCCAUGUCAUACGUAAGAAGAAAGCUCAAGAAGACGAAUUGAGAGAGGAAGGGCUGAUUCCCCCUUUGGAAAAAGGAAAAGGGAAAGGAAAGGAGGAAAAUGAAGGAAAUGAGGAAAGGUUGAUCCAAGAUGAAUUAAAUAGGAAAAUGGAGAAAAUAGGUUUAAUGGUCGGUGGAUAUAUAGCUGAAAAAUUGACACUCGCAAGACCACCUUUAGCUUCGCAAUUGGAUAUAAUAAAAUUCAUAUGUAAAGAUCUAUUUCUAUAUGUGUACUCUAGACAGAUAGAUAAUCUACGUACCAAUCAUCGAGGCAUAUUCGUAUUACAAUCACAUACUUUUCCACCUCUAAUACCUCUAUCGUCAUGUAAAGGUUCUUCACAUGAUAUCGAGAUAGCCAAGAAUCAUCUAUUAUUCCCUCAAGCACUUAUUCAAGGUGCAUUAGUAAGAUUGGGUAUGCAAGCUAUAGUAACUGCUGAAUCAAGUGGAUUACCUCAAUGUACAUUCCAAAUACGGACCAUAAAAGCAGCAGUAUCAACUACACCUUCAACAGCCGGCACGCCCAAUCCGAAUCCGAAUCCGAAUUCAAAUCCAAACUCUCAUCAACAGUCUCAAGGACAAGGCCAAGGCCAGAGUCAAAAUCGUCCUGGAUCAGUAGUAGGAGGUCUAUCAUCAAAUAACGAAAUCAGAGGAUCAACAGGCUUGGGUAUCGGUUCAGCUGGAAUAUAG
Molecule: messenger RNA, 885 nt
Organism: Kwoniella shivajii
Lineage: Eukaryota; Fungi; Basidiomycota; Tremellomycetes; Tremellales; Cryptococcaceae
Exons: 5
Coding region: 1-885 (294 amino acids)
Biological process (GO): endoplasmic reticulum to Golgi vesicle-mediated transport; regulation of GTPase activity
Cellular component (GO): cis-Golgi network; trans-Golgi network; TRAPP complex
Source: RefSeq, a predicted model, not a curated record